UGUUGCCUUUGCGUCUCGACAGUUGUCCACUUUGCCAAGCCGGUCUCUGUGCUUGCAUUGACGUCAAACGACUUGGCUGGACGUAUAAAACCCUCCGUCCUCUCCCCGUCGCCGCUCACAGGGAGUUUUUCAUUCCGACUCGGCUCCGACCUGAAAUCUCAGCGGCCGUCCACCGAGUUCAGCCGCAGCAUCCGGAGGGAAUCCAGUGAGUUGCCGCACUUUAUUCACGUCUCGUUAAAAUGUCUGCAAGUGCGAACAUGUGAGUUGAAGGGGGGCAAUCCUCCUCCUCCUCCUCCUCAUCUUAGGGCUUUUAGAUGAUAAAUGUAGCCCGAAUUCCUCUUGUUUCCAGAUGUGGAUCGAAUGAAACUGAGCUAGUACAGAUGCCGCGGUUCGUUUUUGUGCUUUAGUUUUAAUCUUCUCAGAAGUUCUCGUCUUUCCUGCAGCAAAGUCUCCUCAAGCUGAAGUUGCCCGUGUGAUAAGAAAACAGGGAGUUUGGUUAAAAAACCACAGUUGUUAGGAAAAUCUCAUCACUCUCUUUAUUUUUGACUGGGUUUAUUCCUGCAUAAUAGGAAAAGCAUAACUUUACUACAGAUAUUUACAUCAGUUUGAAAAGUGUUUCAUGUCAGUUUGAUGAUCGUCCACUACAUUUCACUGAUGAUUGAAAUGAACAGCCUGAUUUUCAUCUUAACGAAUUCCGCUGGUUGCAGGACAUGAAGCCAGUCCCCCUGCUCCUGCUCCUCUCCUCGGUCCUCCUCUCAUCGCACCUCCGCCCCGCCGCCGGCCGACCGCGCACCCUCCCCGGCCGGCUGGGAGGCAGCGGCCGCCUCCAGACGCAGCAACUGGACGAAGUGCUCCUCAGGGCGGCCGCCGGGGACAGCACCGCCUCAUAUCUGCUGGGCGACGGCAUCCUGAGGUUUCUCCAGAGGGGGGGGCCGGACCGUCUCCGCCUGCUGCCGGCGGAGGAGGAGAGCGAGGAUGAGGCGGCGCAGCUGCUGAAGCGGAGCGAAGAGCCGCCGCUGUCCAUCGACCUGACCUUCCACCUGCUGAGGAAUAUGAUCCAGAUGGCCAAGAUGGAGAGCCAGAGGGAGCAGGCUCAGCUCAACCGCAAAGUGCUCGACGAGGUCGGGAAGUAAAGCUCUAUUUUUGUCUUUUUCAAAUGUCUCAUUAAUGCAGCCCAAACGCUGUCUCAGUAUUCAAGACCUCUGACUUUAGUUGUUUGUUUGUGCGCCUGCCUUCCUCUAUCAUUUUACGCACAUACGGUGCCAAAUUACGCACCGCUGCAUCCGCGAGUAAAAUGUAAACCCUUAGGUAUCAGCUAAAGACUUUGUUGGAAAGGACGGAAACGGACUAAGACCCCCCUCAUCCCCCUCGACCUUCCGUUGUUGGACAGAAGGAAACUGUCCGGCGUCACUGGAUUUCACACCAAAUGUCAUUUUCACGUUGGACGGUUGGACGGAUCCUGUUUCUCCUCCAGCAGACUGGGUGACCCUAGUGUUGACGUUGCCUGUAAAGCAGAUUUUAAUUGGGGGUCGUGAUCAUUCUGAAUAACGACAGGUACAUUAUGGAUCCUGUAACCACCACAUUGCUUAACUGGUGCUGCGCAGCAGCCUUCCGAGGUAUUAGAACCAGUUUCCCCACAGUAUCCCAAAAUGGACAGUUUUGCUCGGACACAUUUUUACUGAUGUGUCGAUGACCUUUAAUGCAUGAUUACAUGAAGGUAACCAAACACUAAAAUGGAAGUUGCUUUGUCACUCUUUAGUGAACCUACAUCAGACUGAUCCUAUGAAUGUACAUGAACAAAUCUCACAAUAAUUCAGCACAGAGUCAGACUACAACCCAACCAGGCAGCCUCUGAUUUAGUUUUGGCAGACUGCUCAAGAGUCUGGUCCAGCGCAAAGGUUCUGCUAAAAUCAUGUGCGCGCUGAGCUGCAGAAAACUUCUCCGGAAGCCUUUUUCUCGAUGUGUUUCAAGCUUAAAGCUACGUCCCUGCUACUGAGGAGAACUACAAAAAGCCACUUUUGUUAAGAAUGACAAAGGCACACGGUCAGUUUAAGUGGUGACUCCGGCCACCGUUAGCCCAAGAUCUGAUGCCAGGAGACUCCAGUAUUCAACCACCCCCCCCUUUGUCACUCCACUUCAGUUCUCUCUCUUUUAAAUCCACUCGGUCAAACGUGAUAGAUGGACUGAAUUAGUUUGUAAAAGAGAAGGAAAGACAAAGAACCCUUUUGUUUUCGCUCCUUGGUCAUACACCAUCAGCUCUCACCUUCCCCUUGUCCUCUUUCUGUCCUUUGCUUUGAGUGGGAGCACUAUCACCUGUACUGUAUCAACUGUAGCAUGCUAACCUACACAAAAAAAGCUUUAUUUUACUGAAAACAUUAACGUCUGAC
Molecule: messenger RNA, 2387 nt
Organism: Xiphias gladius (swordfish)
Lineage: Eukaryota; Metazoa; Chordata; Actinopteri; Istiophoriformes; Xiphiidae
Gene: ucn1
Product: urotensin 1
Exons: 1
Coding region: 711-1133 (140 amino acids)
Cellular component (GO): extracellular region
Molecular function (GO): hormone activity
Source: RefSeq, a predicted model, not a curated record